Messenger RNA from Suillus subalutaceus, 796 nucleotides. RefSeq lists its product as uncharacterized. Bases 1 to 576 code for a protein of 191 amino acids. The record is from RefSeq and is a predicted model, not a curated record. NCBI's taxonomy places the organism in Eukaryota, Fungi, Basidiomycota, Agaricomycetes, Boletales, Suillaceae. The transcript is spliced from 5 exons.
AUGGAUCGGUGUCACCUGCCGUGGCUGCCGAUGUCGGACAUUAAAUCUAACAGCAAGCUGGUGGCGUCUACAGACCCCGAUUAUGAGUCCAGGAUCCAGGCUGCACUCGUGGGUGUCACAAAUGGCACCUACAAUAAUAUUACAGUAGCUGCAAGGGUAACCAAGUACUCAAGUGCUAAUUUCAUUGUACAAGUCGCAGCCCAGAACAAAGCCGAAAACGAUGUUCGGCUCUCGCGCAUUGAGGAAGAUAUCAAAACGAAGAUAUUCGACAGCUCGCUAUCAUCAUACGAUCGCAAGGACGACCUCGUUACCAUCGCCAGCGCUCUUCCGCUACCCAGAGAUGGGACAAUGAUUGAACUGACUGCACGAAUCAAAGAACAUCUUGCAGGAAAUCCUGACUGUGCCCGUCAGCCAAGCGUGCUCACAUCCAUCAUGGUUCUCGCUACAGCGUACCCCACGCAAGGAGCCACUGGCAUUGUGAAACGUUCCAAUAUCGAGAAGCGCGACCCCGAUGAACUUGACGUCAAUGACAACAACUAUAUCUACGCAGAGUACGGACAAUUCCCACAGCAGUGACGCUAUGUUUUACACACAUGAGUUGUAGCUGUAUAUCUUAUUUUUUGUGAGAGUCAUCCAUCGCACUAAGUCUGGCAUCGCCGCAGCCUCACCUACACGUUACUUCCCUAUACAUAUACACAUCUCUUUUCUAACUGCUUAGCUUCCGACAUGUUGCGUGCCUAUGUAAUACCAUCCCAGUUGUCUCACUCUUUGUGACUUAACUAUAAACCUAUGAUCC